Molecule: messenger RNA, 518 nt
Organism: Ochlerotatus camptorhynchus
Lineage: Eukaryota; Metazoa; Arthropoda; Insecta; Diptera; Culicidae
Gene: Ggamma1
Product: guanine nucleotide-binding protein subunit gamma-1
Exons: 1
Coding region: 303-515 (70 amino acids)
Biological process (GO): G protein-coupled receptor signaling pathway
Cellular component (GO): heterotrimeric G-protein complex
Molecular function (GO): G-protein beta-subunit binding
Source: RefSeq, a predicted model, not a curated record
UAAUUUUCUCAUCACUUUUAAUCGUUUUCGAUCGCCAUUUGUAUAGUUUGUUACAGUUUUUCGAGAAUUUUCGGGUAAAUUACCACGUAAAAGUGUUCAAGUUUUAAUCUUUCUACACAUUAAAACCUUGCCUAAAAACUGCGCGUAAGAGUCGAGUUGUGAACGUUCCGAUUUGUCGCCAAAAUCGGAAUCAAAAGUAAAAAGGGUGAAAAAGCAUCAGCUAGCAGCUGGAGCGGACGUGUGUUUGUGCUUAGAGGUCAUAGCAAAAUCUUUCCAACAUAGGGCUAUCGGAGACGGCCGUAAUGGACAUCAUGGCUUCGAACCUUCAACAGCAACGGGCCAUUACCGAGCAGUUGAGGCGAGAGGCUGCGAUCCAGCGGGUUCCAGUCACACAAGCCGUGGCCGACAUCGUCAAGUACGUCACGGAACAUGAGGCGGAGGACUGUUUGCUGGUUGGUUUCUCCAGCCAGAAGGUGAAUCCCUUCCGGGAGAAGAGCUCCUGCCAGAUUCUGUAAGGU